Molecule: messenger RNA, 5340 nt
Organism: Pteropus alecto (black flying fox)
Lineage: Eukaryota; Metazoa; Chordata; Mammalia; Chiroptera; Pteropodidae
Gene: ALG10
Product: dol-P-Glc:Glc(2)Man(9)GlcNAc(2)-PP-Dol alpha-1,2-glucosyltransferase
Exons: 3
Coding region: 154-1578 (474 amino acids)
Biological process (GO): protein N-linked glycosylation; dolichol-linked oligosaccharide biosynthetic process
Cellular component (GO): endoplasmic reticulum
Molecular function (GO): dolichyl pyrophosphate Glc2Man9GlcNAc2 alpha-1,2-glucosyltransferase activity
Source: RefSeq, a predicted model, not a curated record
UCCUUUGCUUUCCGGCUAUGUUCGGUCCUGUCCGGCUAGUCCCGCCUUGCGCGCCCAUUUCGAGCCCGAGUUUCAAGCUGGACUUUCCAGGUUGGGGAACCCGGCACACAUUUUCUAGGACUGGGUUCUUGGCCUGUGGCUAUUGGGACAGGAAUGGCGCAGCUGGAGGGUUACUACUUCUCGGCUGCCCUGAGCUGCACCUUUUUAGUAUCCUGCCUCCUCUUCUCCGCCUUCAGCCGGGCGCUUCGGGAGCCCUACAUGGACGAGAUCUUCCACCUGCCGCAGGCUCAGCGCUACUGUGAGGGCCAUUUCUCCCUCUCACAGUGGGACCCCAUGAUUACUACAUUACCUGGCCUAUACCUGCUGUCUGUUGGAGUGGUCAAACCUGCCAGUUGGAUCUUUGGAUUGUCUGAGCAUGUCGUUUGCUCCAUUGGAAUGCUCAGAUUUGUGAAUCUUCUCUUCAGUGUUGGCAACUUCUAUUUACUAUAUUUGCUUUUUCGCAAGGUACAGCCCAGACACAAGGCAGGUUCAAGUAUCCAGAGAAUCUUGUCAACAUUAACCCUAGCAGUAUUUCCCACACUCUAUUUUUUUAACUUCCUUUAUUAUACAGAAGCAGGAUCCAUGUUUUUUACUCUUUUUGCCUAUUUGAUGUGUCUCUAUGGAAAUCAUAAAACGUCAGCCUUGCUUGGAUUUUGUGGCUUCAUGUUUCGUCAAACAAACAUCGUUUGGGCUGUCUUCUGCGCAGGAAACAUCGUUGCACAAAAGUUAACUGAAGCCUGGAAAACUGAGCUACACAAGAAAAAGGAAGAGAGGCUUCCCCCUAUUAAAGGACCAUUUUCAGAAUUCAGGAAAAUUCUUCAGUUCCUUUUGGCUUAUUCCAUGUCAUUUAAGAACCUGAGUAUGCUUUUUCUUCUGACUUGGCCGUACAUCCUUCUAAUGUCUCUGUUUUGUGUUUUUGUAGCAGUUAAUGGUGGGAUUGUUGUUGGCGACCGAAGCAGUCAUGAAGCCUGUCUACAUUUUCCUCAGCUAUUCUACUUCUGCUCGUUCACUCUCUUUUUUUCCUUUCCUCACCUACUGUCUCCUAGCAAAAUUAAAGCUUUUCUUUGCUUAGCUUGGAAACGUAGAAUUCAGUUUUUUGCAAUUACCUUAGUCUCUGUAUUUUUAGUUUGGAAAUUCACUUAUACUCAUAAAUACUUGCUAGCAGAUAAUAGACAUUAUACAUUCUAUGUGUGGAAAAGAGUUUUUCAAAGAUAUGAAAUUGUGAAAUAUUUGUUAGUUCCAGUCUAUAUAUUUGCUGGUUGGAGUAUAACUGACUCACUGAAAUCAAAGUCCAUUUUCUGGAAUUUAAUGUUUUUCAUAUGCUUAUUUACUGUUACAGUACCUCAGAAACUGCUAGAAUUUCGUUACUUCAUUUUACCUUACGUUAUUUAUAGGCUUAACAUACCUCUGCCACCCAUAUCCAGACUCGUUUGUGAACUGGGUUGCUAUGCAGUUGUUAAUUUCCUCACUUUUUAUAUCUUUCUGAACAAGACUUUUCAGUGGCCAAACAGUCAGGACAUUCAGAGGUUUAUGUGGUAAUAUCACAGAUAUCUUAAACUCUAAAAAUAGACUUAUUUAGACUAUUUCUACAAUGAGCAACUGAACAGGUAAAAAUUACAGACUUUCUUUUGGGUAUAAUGGUGAUCCUCAGAUCACAUCAGAUUUUGUUUUUUAAACAUCAGAUGUAUAUGUUUUAAAUAUAUAAAAAAAUCGAAGGGAGUUAAGUGGUAAAGGACUUAGAAAAGUUUAAGACUUGCUCCAUAAGCCUGAGUAAUAAUGGGAAGAUAAAAUUGUUUACAGUUAUCUCAUGACAUGUCUUUGAUACAGCUAGCCAUUAGAAAGCUUGGAAACUUUAUAGAUACAAGUUUAAGAAAACUGGGCAUGCUUUAUGAUACUGGAACUUAUUUAUUCUUUUCAGUAAGCAAUAGCAGACUAUUUGAAAAACAUUUAUAAAUAAUCAGGUAAUAGUCUUGAUUGAAAAGUUGCUUAACAUUUCAGUAAAUUUAAUUUUAAUCAGACAAACUCAUAGUGUUAUAAAUUAGAGGCUCAUCUAUGUUUAUCUAGGAUUAAAAUUGUUGAUUUUUGCUAAAAAUCUAGAAAUGAUGCUCUUUCACUAAUUUCCUGGUAUGAAAUAUAUGAUAGCCAAAGAUAAAUUGUGUUGAUAAUACCUUUCAAAAGGGAUUUUCUUCUUGAAAUACAUUACUAUAAGUUUUCUUUGGCGGCCGUAACAAGUUAACACAAACUCAGUGGCUUAAAAAAAUUUCUCUCACAGUUCUGGGGGCCAUAAAUCUAAAAUUAAGGUGUCUCUAUGCUUGGUCGCUUCUGGAGGCUCUGAGGGAGCAUCAGUUCCAUCCUUCCUAACUUCUGGUGGCUGUCUGCAGUCAUUGGUGUUCCUUGGUUUGUAGAUGCAUCCACUCCAGUCUCUGCCCUUGCCUUCACAUGGCUUACGCGCUCUCCUCUUUAUCCUACAAGGACAAUGUCAUUGACUUUAGGGCUCAUUCUAAUCCAGGAUGGUCUCGUGGUGACAUUAAUUAUAUCUACAAAGACCUUUUUUCCAAAUAAGUUCACAUUUAUAGGUUCCAAGUAGACCUAUCUUUUUGUGGGAUACUUUUUGAACCCACUAAAGUUACCAAAGGAAAUUUAGGAUAAACCUCAUAAAAGUUGUAGGAAAUAAUUUCUUUUCUGAGAUAUUCUAAAUCAAAUUUUAUCUUUACUGAGAGGUUAGAAACAAGUGACUUCUAAGGUCACAUAAAUAUAAAACUAAAGGUAACCGGUAUAUCAUUUCAUUGUACAAAAAGAAUUGAAAGGAGGUUUAGAAGUCAUUUGAUUAUUUUGCAGAUUAGAGAACAACCACUCGAGUAGAAUUUGUGUGUUGGCUUUUGGAUUCUGUGUCUACUAUUUUGAGUACAUUCAUUGGGUUUUCAUUUCAUUACCGAAAAGUAUUAUUUUGACAUGUUAACUUUGACAUAUAAACUUAAAACUGUGAAUGGAAUUCAUCUUUUGGUCUCAUUUUGUUUGUAAACUUUUUAAAAUAGCUGUAUGAACCAAUUACUUUGUCUUAAAUGUUAGAUAAUGCUUUCUCUGGGCUUUAAAUAAUGAGUGGACUUGGAAAAUAUUCUGCAUUCGUAAAUAUAAAAUUGUGCAGGUAUAGCCUUGAGUAAUAAAUACAGAGCAGUCUUGUACUUUGUUCAGUACCUAGAAUGUAGAUCAACUCUUUCAUUAUAACAGUGAUUGCAGAACAAACUUUUAAAUUAGACAAGCAAGAACACCCAAAGAAAUUAUUAUUUAUAAUGGAGAACUGAGUUCCAGGAAGUCAAAAUUGGAAAAGAAAAUGUGUAAUUUAGGAAAAACAGCUUUCUUGUCUGAUACUAUAUAUGAAAAGCUUUUGUGUUCAAGAAUAUCUCUGAGACAAAAAAACUUUUCCUCUGGCAAAAACGAGGAAACCAUUUCACUCUGUGGAUUGGAGGAAUCACUGUUUCAGUUAAUUUUUCAGUGUUGAGUCCCUGCUACAUUAGAGAUGUUUUUGAGAAAAUUUACAUUCAGAGGAAACAGGUUAAUCUUACGUGUUUUCUAUAAAGAAUGUAAAAUAGAGUACAGAACAUUUCAGAAAAGAAUGUGAAUUAAAAGGUGCUAUAGACUUUUGCUUUUAGAAACAUCCUAUUAUCGUUGUGUUUGAACAUUUUUCAAGUUAUCAAAUAGAUAUUUUUAACAUGAAGUUUUAAAAAAUUCAACUUAAUUGAAUCUUGCUUAAAAGGUGAUUAUAAAAAAGUACUGAUAAAAUAGAGAGCCUUUAUAUCCUUGCAAUUAUUGUUAUUAAAGUGUGUAAGUAGGAUAAUAUUAAGGAAUGUAAAAAAUUUAGUCCAUAGUAUGUUUAGGCCCAGUAAUAAAUCUUUUUGAAAUUUUUCUACCUUAUGUGAAAUUCUAUCGAUAAUUAUCUUUGUAUUAGUAAGUUUUAUUUUUGUAUUAGUAAGAGCAUUAGUAAGUUUUCAGUGUGCUGUGUGUUUCCUUGGAUAUUAUUUAUGUCUUCUCUUAGUGGAUACCCAGAAAUUGUUUCUAAUGCAUCUGAGUAUGUAUUUAAAUUAUUUGGAAAUACAGUGUUCCUGCGAUUAAACAGAAUAUGUCAUUUUGGCAAGAGAAAUUACCUUAGCUCUUUGACCUCCUCCUCUUCUUUAAGUUGUUUCUGGAAUGUGCUUAGUCUGUCAUAAAGUACCUAAAUAUAAAUAGCUUAGUGCAAUUUGAUUUCUAAUAAAUAGCUUAAUGUAGUAUAUUUCUAGUUUGAGUUUAACUGCCACUCAGUGGCAAACUGCCACUUUACACAUUUUUUUCUUUAUAAUUGAAGACAGAAAAAGAAGAGAGCCUCAAUUUUUAUUUAUAUCCUCUAAAUAGUAGACUAUUAUAUUAGACUCACUUUUAAAUAAAAUGUUAAGAUAAAUAAAUUCAUGUUCAUUAGAUUAGAGAGUGUUUAUUAUCUUUGAAGCAAUUAGAAUUUCAUUAAAAAGUAAAACAAGUAUGCAAAUAUGAAAACGUUUUUCUAGUGGAAAUUAGGCAUGACUUAAGAACCAUGGGCUUGUGAGAAAGUAUUUAAUACGAGAAUUAAGAUUUCUAUAUUUGAUUGUGACUUUGGAAUCAAUAUGGCAAAUGGUUUAAUCUUUGGUCCUCAUUUCAAAUGAGAAUAUUAUUUGUCCUAACUCUGGGAAGUACCUGGCACAUGUCUAUCCUUAUUUCAAAAAGAAUUCAAACCCCUGCAUAUAUCCAUAAAGUUCAUAAAUAAAUUAUAUAAUAUUGUAUACUGAAUGAAAUUUUUAAUACAGGAAGAAGUAAAUAUCCUAGAAAAAAUAUGCCAUAUAACCAUUAGUUAAUUAUAGGAAAUCAGGUUUUAUAAUGAGAGCCAUCCUUUUUCUGCCUAAAUUUUCUGAUCCGACUUUAAAAAUUAUUUUAUUUACUAUCGUGUUUAAUACGUAUACAUGUAUUUACUAGUAAAUGUGUUUUUAUAAUAAGAUGUGACUUCAAAAUUAUUGGUGUUUAUUUAAAAUAAGAAAAGUAACUUUCAACAAUUAUAAUAGCAGUAGAACUCUUGAUAGUUAUUAGACUUUUAAGGGAAAAGAUUUCAACCAAUUACAAAUAUUUUGUGUUGUUCUAGUCAGGCUGUAUUUUACUACUUUAAGGAUAACUUAAUUAUCUUUUAUUUAGGUACUUUUCAUGUAUUUAAAGUAUGACAAGACAAACAUUUUCAAUAUACUAAAACUUGUGUAGCUGAGAAAAUUAUAAUAAAAAUGGACAGAUUGUGGUUAUAUUUUUAAA